Messenger RNA from Engraulis encrasicolus (European anchovy), 996 nucleotides. Its product is annotated as zinc finger protein ZFP2-like. The record is from RefSeq and is a predicted model, not a curated record. Lineage: Eukaryota; Metazoa; Chordata; Actinopteri; Clupeiformes; Engraulidae. Gene Ontology annotation, biological process: regulation of transcription by RNA polymerase II. The coding region runs from base 1 to 996 and encodes 331 amino acids. Gene Ontology annotation, molecular function: RNA polymerase II cis-regulatory region sequence-specific DNA binding; DNA-binding transcription factor activity. The transcript has 2 exons.
AUGGAAUAUGGCAAUCGAGAUGGGAUCUCUGCAGGUGAACACACAAUAAGCCAUGGAUCUCAAAAGCCAUAUCGGUGUACUACAUCUGGCAAGGCAUUUGCCUACAGCGAUCAAUUAAAGAAUCAUCAUAAGGCUCAUACUGGAGAAAAGCCUUUCAUGUGUUCUAUGUGUGGAAAGGAUUUUACAGCAAAACAUAGUCUCACUGCCCAUCAGCGAAUCCAUACUGCUGAGAAACCACACCAAUGUACUACAUGUGGAAAGUCAUUUCGCCAUAGCUGUAGUUUAAAUGUUCACCAGAGAAGCCACACUGCAGAAAAACCUUACCAGUGUUUAACGUGUGGAAAGGGAUUUGCAGAAAACUGUCAUCUCAAUGCACACCAGAGAACACAUACUGGAGAAAAGCCAUAUGAGUGCACGGCAUGUGGAAAGGCAUUUGCUGAGGUCAGUAACUUAAGGAGUCACCAGAAAAUUCAUACGGGAGAAAAGCCCUUUCUAUGUACUAUAUGUGGAAAGGUGUUUGCCUUGAACGGUCAAUUAAAGAGUCACCAGAAAACCCAUACCGGAGAAAAGCCUUACAAGUGUACUACAUGUGGAAAGAGCUUUGCCUUAAACUGCACACUCAUUAGACACCGGAGAACACAUACUGGAGAAAAGCCUUACCAGUGUACUACGUGUGGAAAGGCAUUUGCUCAGGUCGGUCCUUUAAAUAAUCAUCAGAGGAUCCAUACAGGUGAGAAGCCUUAUCUGUGUAUUACAUGUGGAAAAGCAUUUGCAGAAAGCAGCACACUCGUUAAACAUCAGAGAACACAUACUGGAGAAAAGCCUUACCAGUGCACUACUUGUGGAAAGGCAUUUGCACGGGUCGCUCUUUUAAAGAUUCACCAGAGAACCCAUACAGGUGAAAAGCCUUAUUUGUGUACUACAUGUGGAAAGGCAUUUGCACAAAACACAACACUCAUUACACACCAGAGAACACACACUGGAGAAAAGCCUUAG